Messenger RNA from Galeopterus variegatus (Sunda flying lemur), 619 nucleotides. RefSeq names its product chromosome unknown open reading frame, human C11orf94 (gene FREY1). The record is from RefSeq and is a predicted model, not a curated record. The transcript is spliced from 3 exons. Lineage: Eukaryota; Metazoa; Chordata; Mammalia; Dermoptera; Cynocephalidae. The coding region runs from base 329 to 619 and encodes 96 amino acids.
ACACAGAUUGACUUGUCUGGCUAGCAAGAGGCAAGGUUAGGAUUUGAACUGAGAUCUGAUUUGAAUUGAGAUCUGACUCCAAAGUCCAUGCCCUUAACCCUUUGGCAGUGACACUUGGUUUGGCACCUAGUGGCCUACAGUGUCAGUAAAAUCAAACAAAUGAAAAGCAAACCUCAGUGUGGAGGUUCUGGCCUAGUCCCAGAGCCAGUGCUGACACUGAACCCUGGAACUAAUGCCCUUUGUGAGGUGGCCCUGGAAGGUGGCAGAAGGUUCCGUCCUACUGUCAGGGACAGGUGGGCGGAAACUGGGCCAGGAAGCUGUGUAGGAGAUGGUUCUUGCAAUGCUGGGGGCUCUGCAACCCAGGGCCAGCCUCAGCCUCUCCCUCCUCUGCCUUGUCCUGGCAGCUACACUCCUUCACCCGCAGCCCCUGAGGUCUCAGCGCUCUGUUCCUGAGGAAUUUUCGGCCCCCCUGCAAGUCCCACAGCCACUUUCCGGCCUGGUGGAUGACUAUGGGGUCCGCCCCAAGCACCCACGGCCACGGGGGCCCCGACCCCUCCUCUCCCAGGCCCAGCAGCGCAAGCGGGACGGACCAGACAUGGCCGAGUAUUACGACACAUAA